This is a messenger RNA of Eublepharis macularius, 4280 nucleotides long. RefSeq names its product solute carrier family 44 member 4 (gene SLC44A4). Bases 145 to 2319 code for a protein of 724 amino acids. Lineage: Eukaryota; Metazoa; Chordata; Lepidosauria; Squamata; Eublepharidae. The record is from RefSeq and is a predicted model, not a curated record. Gene Ontology annotation, cellular component: plasma membrane. Gene Ontology annotation, molecular function: thiamine pyrophosphate transmembrane transporter activity. Gene Ontology annotation, biological process: choline transport; thiamine pyrophosphate transmembrane transport. The transcript has 21 exons.
GGCAACUGCCAAGCAACAGGUUCCAGAUCCAGAACCUCUUUCAAACAAUUCCCUUUCUCUCCGCAAAGUCCUGGGAUCCGGAGGCGGUGGCGGCAGCGUGAGCCUCCGUUUCUGCUGCCCUUUGUCUCCCGCUCCCUCCACGCCAUGGGGGCCAAAGAGAAAAAAGGGGGCGAUGCCUCCCCCUCCCAGUCGGUCUCCUCCUCCGGUCCCUACGGGGAAAAGUGUAAAUAUGACCAGUCCUUUCGUGGCCCUAUCAAGAACAGGAGCUGCACGGAUAUUAUUUGCUGUGUCCUGUUCCUUGCCUUCCUUGCUGGAUACAUAGUAGUAGGGUUGCUGGCUUGGCUGUAUGGAGAUCCUCGUCAGGUGAUUUAUCCGAGGAACUCAACUGGUUCCUAUUGUGGAAUUGGCGAGAACAGCAACAAGCCUUUUGUUCUCUAUUUCAACAUGAUAAAUUGCAUCACUUCUCUAAACAUCAUGGCAGCUGCAAUGAACGGAUUACAGUGCCCAACACCACAGGUAUGUGUCUCUUCCUGCCCUACGAACUUCUCCGUGGUUCUUCCCACUGACUACAUUCCUAAUAAAAACCCUUCGGAAAUAUGGGACCAGGAGUGGUGCCAGCCUAGCAUUAACCUGACCACUACACAUUUGACAGUGUCACAAAUUCUCAACCAACAACUUUGUCCUCAAUUCGCCAUCCCAUCCACAGCAAUCUUCAAUCGUUGUUUCCCUUCUUUAAAUGCUUCUCAAAACUAUGCUGAAAGAAAGAUAAGCAACGAAACACGGGAUAACCUCAUAAGUGGUUCAAAACAGAUUAUUAGGGCUCUCAAUGCCAAGGAUAUUGGGUUGAAGAUCUUUGAGGAUUUUGCACGGACAUGGUACUGGAUCGUGAUAAUACUGGUGAUUGCGAUGGUAGUGAGCCUCCUGUUUCUCCUACUGCUGCGUUUUACUGCUGGAUAUCUGGUAUGGAUUCUCAUAAUUGGUGUGCUGGCCAUCAUUGCGUAUGGAAUCUACCACUGCACCAUGGAGUACCGCAAUUAUGAGGCUAAGGGAGCCUCCAUCCACGAUGUUGGUUUUACUGUGAACCUCAGCGUAUAUGGCAGUGUCAAGGAGACCUGGCUUGCUGUUUUGAUAAUCCUCUGUGUGGUGGAAGGCAUCUUGCUGCUUACCAUCUUAUUCCUCCGCAACCGGAUCCGUAUUGCCAUUGCACUCAUCAAGGAAGCUAGCCGAGCCAUUGGAUACAUGAUGAGUGCUCUCCUUUACCCGCUGGUGACCUUCAUCCUGCUGCUAAUAUGUGUGGCCUACUGGGCUAUGACUGCCCUGUAUCUGGCUACCUCUGGUAGUCCCCUCUACCGCCUUGUCCCUAUAAAUGAGAGUACUCCUGGCUGCUCUGGAAUCUCUGCCAAUGAGAGCUGCAAUCCGCUGACCUUCAAUGCCUCUUCCUACUCCCCGUGCCCUGUGAGCUGCAUCUUCUACAAGUAUAAGGACGAAGGCUUGUUCCAGCGCAACAUCUUCAACCUGCAAGUUUACAAUGUCUUUGGCUUCCUCUGGUGCAUCAACUUUGUCCUUGCUCUGGGGCAGUGCGUAUUAGCUGGUGCCUUCGCCUCUUACUACUGGGCCUUCAACAAGCCCCAAGACAUCCCAGCCUGUGCCGUGACGAGCUCUUUCAUCCGGACAUUACGCUACCACACUGGUUCUCUCGCUUUUGGCGCCCUCAUCCUCACCAUCGUCCAGGUCAUCCGUAUAAUGCUAGAAUAUCUGGACCACAAGUUGAAAGACCUCGAGAAUCCAGUUGCCCGGUGUAUUCUUUGUUGUCUCAAGUGCUGCUUCUGGUGUCUGGAGAAGUUCCUCAAGUUCCUCAACAGAAAUGCCUACAUAAUGAUUGCUAUUUAUGGAAAGAACUUCUGCACCUCAGCUAAAAACGCCUUCAUGCUCCUGAUGCGGAACGUGGUCAGGGUUGUAGUCCUGGAUAAAAUAACUGACCUGAUGCUGUUUUUUGGGACGCUCUUGGUGGUCGGCGGAGUUGGAGUUCUAUCAUUCUUCUUGUUCACGGGACGAAUCCCAAUUGAGGCGUUUCAGAUCAAUUCUCUUCAACUCAAUUACUAUUGGCUGCCCAUUCUGACUGUAGUGGUCGGUGCCUACCUCAUCGCCCAAGGAUUCUUUGGCGUCUACAACAUGUGUGUCGACACGCUAUUCCUCUGUUUCUUGGAAGACCUGGAGCGGAACGAUGGCUCCCUGGAGAAGCCAUAUUACAUGUCAAAGUCCCUCAUGAAGAUCCUCAACAAGAAGAACAAGAAACCCAAGGCGGAUGUGCACAAAUAGUCCUGGAGGACGAUGUCCCCCCAGAGCUCAUCCACUUACAGAACCGGUCCACGUCAUUUCUUGCUAUACCCACUUCCUGUCCACCAUGACUGGAUUUUAGAUCCAGCACUCUUUAUCAGGUAACAAAUGAAUGUCUCUCUUCCUCCACCUGCCAUUGCAGUUCAUGUCGAAGACUUUGAGGGCCUUGCAUUUGAAGUCUGGGCAACUCUAGCCUCAUUUUGUUCUGCUCAAUGGCAGUCCUAUUUGCUUUCUUUAUAAAACUCAGAAUGCAGCCAACAGGAACCCCUUAAUUUAUUGGCUAUGCUUUUUAGAGCUGCAUAUUGACUGUGGCAGCCAUAAUUAACAUUUUGCUCUUGCCAUUGGUCUAACCUUUUUUUUAAAAAAAGCCUGCUAUGGCUAACGUUUGCAAUUUCCCCCCUCAGCAUUAGUUACCUCACUUCCCUCCCAAUGGCAAACCCCACCCCCGCUCCCUUCAGAGGCUUAACUCUUACCCAUCUCGUCUUCCAAACCCUUUCUCCACAAGGAUCCAAUUUCCCAUUGGUCGUUGGGUCGUCAUGGCCUCACCUGUUCAACCAAGGUUAUUGAAUCUCUGGCAUAUUUUGCACAUUUUUUGCCAGCUACUGGCUGAUUGAAGUUACACAGGCUCGGUCGGCACGUACAGCCAAACUGAGGCCCCGAGGUAGUAUUGUGCCCAUUUGGACUGUAAAUGAGUACGCAAUUUUUUUUUAAUGUCCCCCCAUGUGAAAACUUCCUGCAAGUAAACCACAAACCAGCACACUGGAGAGUUUCCACCCCCAAGCUAUCUGCUGUGUUAAUGUUUCUGUGUAGGGUGUUUUUAACAUAUGGGCAGUAUUAAAAAAAAAACUAUCUCCCAUUGCAGUUGGAAAUGGCACAGUCCAUUUGAAUGUGUCAUGGUUUUGCCACCUCAUUUUGUUUUAUGUGAAGACCAGCCUGCGUUUGUUAGGUCAUCUCUGCACAAGUGUUCUCCCCUGCUUAUUUUUCUUCUGGUCUGUCCAACCUUAUAGUAAACACCAUUAUUUGCAGGGGGGUCUUUGCCGUUCCCUGGACCAACGCAAAUGAUGGAACCAAAGAGGGGAGUCUCUUCUAAAGUUUAGCAGGUGAUUCAGCUCUAGUUGCCAACCCCACAGUAAGCCCAGCGUUGCUCUGAUUUCCUGACUUGAGUUAUUGUAAUGAGGUGGUUAACUCUAGGCUUAACUGUGCAGUAAGGACUAUAUAGGAGCUCUUCUUCACUUGGCUGUGGCUGCAACAUGCUAAGCUGUGGAAGAGGCUUAAGCAUGUUACCCAAUUGCAUCACUGGAGUUUUUGUUCUUGAUUCUUGAUUAUUUGCACUAAACCGCUUUCUGUUGCUAUGGGGUUUUUUCCCGAUGGAUCAGUUUCAUUACCUUAUGUUUAACCCUGGCCGUCCCUCGUUUUCUUGAGGGGCCAUUCCUGUCCACCAUUUUUGAGUUUCAGGGCCCACUUCCUUACUCCAAGUGAUUGGGUUUUUUUCAGCCUGGUAUCUUUGGAGGUCUUUAUGGCCGUUGAUCACAUUCCCAUGCUUCAAUCCAGUAAAACAAGGAUGCUCGCCUGGGCACUGAAUGGCGGACAUGUUGUUUCCUAAUUAUUUUCAUUGGUGAGGUGGUUGUUUCCCAUCUCACCUCCAGGUGUCACUAUGCAGUUCUUUGACCAGGGUUCUGGUUGCCGUAGUCAUGGUCCAAAACCAUUUCCUGUCAGCCAUGUUGUUUUUUUCCAUACCCGCACUUUUAAUCUAUGGGCCUGCCUACCCUUUUUAUAAUAUGUAGAGACCUUCUUGUUUGUGACGCAGAAUACAAUCGACAUUCUACAGAUCCCGUUUUAUAUUAUCAAAACAAGCGGCUAAAAAUGUACUGUAUAUAGACUUUUCUUUCUGUACAAAGAUUAAAAGCUUUUAUAGGAGAUACAAAUUUAUUAAAACUUCUUUU